Molecule: messenger RNA, 1701 nt
Organism: Didymodactylos carnosus
Lineage: Eukaryota; Metazoa; Rotifera; Eurotatoria; Philodinida; Philodinidae
Source: the annotation of a GenBank genome assembly
AUGAUUGGAAUUUAUAAUUCAGCAGACCAGGUGUAUAGCUUUCUCGGUGUUCCCUAUGCUGUACCACCGGUGGCCUCUCUUCGUUGGACGGAUCCACAAUCAGACACCUCAAAAUUGAAUCACUAUAAUGCAAAGCAACGUCAGUCGGAUUGUUUUCAACGAACAUUUCCAUUUGGCGUUGAAUCACAAAUAAUCGGCUCCGAAGACUGUCUUUAUCUCAACAUUUAUGUGCCAUCAAGUCCACCACGUUCGACCGCUGGAUAUCCGGUUGUUGUCUAUCUACACGGCGGAGGUUUUCAGACAACUGACUUUGAUCCACAGGGUUACAAUCUGGUUAAAUUUAGUCAGUCGAUGAUCUACGUACAUGUUUAUUAUCGUCUGAACGUUUUUGGCUUUUUUGCUUUGCCUGCAUUGAGUGCAGAACAUAUGCCGAUCGCAUCAUCGGGUAACUACGGCUUAAAAGAUCAACAACUGGCCUUGAAAUGGGUAAAUCAGAAUAUUGCCGAUUUUAACGGUAAUAAACAAAACAUAACUCUCGAAGGACACUCGGCCGGUUCAAUUAGCGUUUGUUAUCAUCUUUUAAAUCCCGAAUCAAACAAACUGUUUCGACAAAUCAUUUUGCAUGCAGGCGCAUGUGAACCGAGUCUAGCUGGACCAAACUCGUUGAUGGACAUGGAAGAACGCGGACAAGUGCUUGUUAACUCAACAAACUGUUCAGGUUUAACUGCUUCCGCUCAAAUGACCUGUCUUCGUCGAUUGUCAUCAUCACAAUUAUUUACUUUCGCCGGUAGUCUCGCAUUUGUUCCGAAUUACGAUGGUCUUUUCUUUGCACAAACAGCUCGACAGCUAUUUUUACAAGGUAAAUUUCCAUUGUAUCCAACAUUAGCGGGGAAAGCGGGCGCUGGUGAAAUGGCAACGAACCUCUAUACAAACACACUCGGUUUGCCUAUACCAUAUACACAGAUAACGUGGACCAAUGCUCCAUUACUUGCCGCUGCUGUUGUAAAUGCACCAUCGUCUCUCAACCAAACAAUUGCUGUAUAUUACUCACAGGCAAAUUAUGCACAUCAGUCCAUUAGUGAUCCGCUUUGGGCUGUCUCUGAUGCUUACUCAGCCUAUCUAAUUCAGUGCCCAACGGCUAGAGCGGCUCGUUUUCUGGCAGCUGGACAAGCAGUUGUCUUCUUGUACACUUUUGAAUAUGUAACUGUAAAUUUAUAUGAAGUUUACAGAAAUGCCAAUGCCACUCGUGCUCUACACGGCUCCGAACUUCAAUUCUUUUUUAAUCAGCCCGCCUUCUUCUCAAAUUACAUAUUCACACCGGCUGAAACACAACUGUCAUUAGCACUUCAGCAUUUAACAACUCGAUUCAUCGUACACGGAAAUCCAAACCAAAAUGAUACAUAUAUCGAUCAAAAAUUUCCUGCUUCUCCAGCACCCGUUUGGUCUCAGUAUAAUGUAACACAAGACAACUGGCUUCAAAUAACAACAGCACGUACAUUUCGAACAGCGAAUAAUUUGCUACAAAAUGAAUGUCAAAAUCUAUGGGAUUAUUAUCUUCAGUCAUCUGAAAUUCAAACGCCAGUGCAACGUCAUACAAUGUGCCAAACCGAUGAAUGUUCAACAGAUACUGCCUCAACAACUAUUCUUUCAAAAUUAACCGUAUUCCUAGUAUUUGUUUUUUCAGCUUUGGCCGGUUUAUAA